CAAUCGACGUCUUGUCUUUAGUCUUCCAGAGAUAUCGUUGGCAUCGUGUGCCAAGUGGCUUAGUUCGCUGAAGUAAUAUACAUACAUUGAAAAUCGUGUUUCUGUAGUUCGAUACGUGAAAAGUUUUAAGGUAGUUUUUUUUUUAACGUAGUUAGUUAGGAAGUGGCAAUGCAAGGCCGAAGGCACACAUUUUGUACGAAGCUCUACAGUACAUAUUUACGAAAAUGGUGGAUUACUAUAGCAUUCGCAGUAUGCCUCAUUAUUCUUGGAAUCCUGGUUACUUGUGAAUUUACAGCGCUAAUUAAUAUAAUAAUAAACUAUCAAGUUGCUCUUCGCCGGGGAAGCCAAACAUUUGGAUGGUGGGCUAAGCCACCUGUGGAACCGAAAAUAUCCGUUUACGUUUAUAAUGUCACAAAUGCAAACGAGUUUUUGAAUAAUGCUUCCAAACCAAUUCUUGAUGAAGUGGGCCCUUAUGUUUACACAGAGUCAUGGGAGAAAGUCAAUAUUGUUGAAAAUGAAAACGGCACAUUAAGUUAUAAUUUGAAAAAAGUUUACAUUUUCCGAGAAGAUUUGUCAUUCGGAAUGGAGGAUGAUGUUGUAAUUGUUCCUAAUAUACCGAUGUUAAGUGCAACGUCUCAGAGCAAACACGCAGCUAGAUUCUUACGACUUGCCAUGGCCAGUAUAAUGGAUAUUUUGAAAAUAAAGCCGUUUGUUCAAGUCUCUGUUGGUCAGCUGUUAUGGGGCUAUGAGGAUCCACUUCUUAAAUUAGCUAAAGAUGUUGUACCUAAGGAGCAAAAGCUGCCAUAUGAAGAAUUUGGGUUAAUGUACGGUAAAAAUGGGACGUCUACCGAUCGUGUAACAAUUUUCACAGGAGUAAAUGACAUAACACAGUAUGGAAUAAUCGAUAAAUAUAAUGGAAGAUCAUAUCUGCCUCACUGGUUAAAUGAUGACUGUAAUAGAUUAAAUGGAACAGAUGGUUCAAUAUUCCCGCCACAUAUUGAAAAGGAUCGCAUUCUAUACGUAUACGAUAAAGAUUUGUGCAGACUUUUACCACUUGUGUUUGAAGAAGAAGUACAUAUCAAAGAAAGCAUCGUUGGGUAUAGGUUCACACCACCCGAAAAUGUAUUUUCAGACGUUGAAAGGAAUCCCGAAAAUAUGUGUUUCUGUCCAGCAGGACAACCUUCUUGUUCACCAAAUGGGCUAUUCAAUGUUUCCCUUUGUCAAUAUGAUUCCCCAAUUAUGUUGAGUUUUCCCCACUUUUAUUUGGGUGACGAAAGUUUUCUCUCUGAAGUGGAAGGAAUUUCACCACCCGAUAAGGAGAAGCAUAAAUUUUUCAUUGAUGUUCAUCCGACGAUGGGAACAACUUUAAGAGCUCGUGCUCGUGUCCAGAUCAAUUUAGCUGUCAGUCAAGUUUUCGAUAUAAAACAAGUGGCUAAUUUUCCUGAUAUUGUCUUUCCCAUUUUGUGGUUUGAGGAAGGCAUAGACGAACUACCGGACGAAAUAACCGAUUUAAUGAGCUUCGCCGCAACCGUGCCGCCAAAAAUUCGUUUGGGUAUUAUAAUUGGCCUUUUUUCAUUGGGUGCUUUUCUUUUCUCGCUUGCUUUAUUCUGCUUAAUAAGAAGCUCGAAUAGACAAAGCACCCUUCACCUCGAAGGAUCUAAUUAUUUAGCAACAGCACAGUUCGAUUUGACAAAAAAGAAAGCUAAGGAGUCGAAAUAAAAAUAUUCCAUACUACGCGUAUUUUAUGUAAUUAUUAAAAACUUAGAUAAGGAAGCGGGAUAUGUAUAGUACAUUGGAGCAAAUAUUGCAUAUUUUUUAUAAUAUUUAACCUGUGUAAAUAUUGAUACGUAUAUGUAUGCAUUUACAUACAUAUAAGUAUGUAACCAUACUACUGGUACAUAUGUAUAUAGUUUUGGGUUUUGUUUCCCUAAUAUAAUUUUUUUUUUUAAGAAAGCUUUGGAAGAAUUUUUUACGAAAGUAUUGAGCAGACAAGAGUAAUCAAUCAUUGGUUUUCAAAAUUGUAUUUUCAUCUCUUUAUUUCGAAUAAUAAAACGAAAAAAAAAAUAGUAAAAAAUUUUGAAUGAUUGAAUUUUAUUAAGGGAUUCUUUUCAAAACCAGAUAAGACCACACAAUUUUUUUACAGAAAAUGUUCGUAUUUAAUGGGCCUGCUCAUUUUUUAAUAUUCAAGACUGAAUAGAAACCUUUUUUUUGUCGCAACAAUGCUUUUUGGUAAAAAAUAUACACAAAGGGAACAUUCCUAAGUAUUUGAUGUCCAUAUUGUUAAUUUUUUUAAUAUAAUAAGUAAAUUGAAUAUAAUUGAUUAAAACAUAUCAAAUGGUUCUCCCUGCAGUUAAAUUAAGUUAGUUUAAUGUAAUGGUAGUCAUUUCUAUUUCUGUAUAUGUUUGCAAAUAUUCGUAUAUCUAUAAAUUAAAUCUGUUUUCAUAAAAAUCUACACAAAAGAAUUUCAUGCCAAAUUAGAGAAUUAUAUGGUUUUAAUUAUAUUAUAUUGUAAUUGCGACAUUGCAAAGUUUAUUAUAUAUAUAUCUACAACUUAAAAACUUUCCAAAUAAUUAAAAUAUAAACAUACAUACGUAUAUAUAUAUAUAUAUAUAUAUAUAUAUAAAAAUAUAUAUAUACAGGCUUAUAGUAUGUACAUAUGUGUAUUAGAAUAUUAUAAUACUCAGUAAAAGGAAGCGGGUGUCUGAAUAUUUAUAUUUGUAAUAUAAUGUUACUCAUGUGUAUUGAAAAGGUAGUCUUAAAUAUUUGUAGUAAAUUUUGUUUUGGGAUUAUGCUUUGUGUUUAACUAGAAUAAAUAUUGUUUAACUUA
Molecule: messenger RNA, 2827 nt
Organism: Bactrocera neohumeralis
Lineage: Eukaryota; Metazoa; Arthropoda; Insecta; Diptera; Tephritidae
Gene: emp
Product: lysosome membrane protein 2
Exons: 8
Coding region: 169-1719 (516 amino acids)
Cellular component (GO): cytoplasm; membrane; lysosome
Molecular function (GO): scavenger receptor activity
Source: RefSeq, a predicted model, not a curated record